This is a messenger RNA of Nymphaea colorata (pocket water lily), 1041 nucleotides long. RefSeq names its product L-type lectin-domain containing receptor kinase SIT2-like. Gene Ontology annotation, biological process: protein phosphorylation. Gene Ontology annotation, cellular component: plasma membrane. The coding region runs from base 1 to 1041 and encodes 346 amino acids. NCBI's taxonomy places the organism in Eukaryota, Viridiplantae, Streptophyta, Magnoliopsida, Nymphaeales, Nymphaeaceae. Gene Ontology annotation, molecular function: protein kinase activity; ATP binding. The record is from RefSeq and is a predicted model, not a curated record. The transcript is spliced from 4 exons.
AUGGACUACCCACAUAGGCUCCCCUACAGGAAAAUCUACAGGGCAGCUAAAGGUUUCAAGGAAGAGUUGGGGAAAGGAGGCUUUGGCAGUGUCUACAAAGGUCUGCUGCCCAGAAGCGGAAUCGAGGUUGCAGUGAAGAGAGUCUCACAUGGUUCAAAGCAAGGGAUGAGGGAAUUUGUGGCAGAAGUGUCAAGCUUGGGGAGGACAAGGCAUAGAAACCUGAUCCAAUUGCACGAUGGCAAGUUGGGUGAUUUUGGGCAUGCGAAACUGUAUGACCAUGGUACCAAUCCCAAGUCUACCCAUGUCGUUGGUAGUCUAGGUUACAUGGCGUCGGAGCUCCCUCGCGCCAGCAAAUCAAAGAUGAGCUCCGAUGUAUACUCUUAUGGUUCCUUGCUCCUGGAGGUGGCCUGUGGAAGGAGGCUGAUUGAGCCCGGAAGACCUUCUGAGGAGAUGAUUCUGGUGGAGUUGGUCCACUCUCAGUGGAAAGGUGGACGAAUACUGGAUGCCAUGGAUAAAAGGCUCGGAACAAGCUAUGUGGUGGAGGAAGUAGAGCAGUGGCGUAGCAACAUGGUGGCAGGUACUGCACCUGAAUCAAGGCCAAACAUGCGGCAAUUGACUCAGUCUCUUAUUGGGUAUGUGCCGCUACAAGAUCCAGAACACCGAAAUCUAGGUAUUCAUGAUCAAGGCAUGAACCAACUACUUCUGCAGUAUCCAUCUCCAGAUCACGCAUUGUCAACUUCGGCAAGCUCAGUCUCAUACGAAAAGGCAUUGUUAACCUCAGGAAACUCAGGCCCAUACAGGAAGGUGUCAUCUGCUCUGGCAAGGGGACUCAGGGAGGGUGGGCGAAGAGCGGCAGCGCUGGCGAGGAAGGGGCUCGCCGGAGGAGGAGGCAUUAGGCGAAGGCGGAGGAGGGGGAGGCAUUGGGCGAAGGCGGAGGAGGAGGCCUUGGGCUCACCGGAGGAGGAGGCGUUGGGAGAAGGCGGAGGAGGAGGUGUUGGGCGAAGGCGACAUAGAAAGAAGGCCGUGGGGAGUCUGCUGUAG